Messenger RNA from Lodderomyces parapsilosis, 3792 nucleotides. RefSeq lists its product as uncharacterized. Gene Ontology annotation, cellular component: trans-Golgi network. The record is from RefSeq and is a predicted model, not a curated record. The transcript has a single exon. NCBI's taxonomy places the organism in Eukaryota, Fungi, Ascomycota, Pichiomycetes, Serinales, Debaryomycetaceae. Bases 1 to 3792 code for a protein of 1263 amino acids.
AUGUCCAAUAGAUACAACUUUAUCACUCCUGCCACCGUCAGGAUACUAUUAGUGCCUAUAAAUGGUUGUUCUCUACGCGACUACAACAAUUACAUCAAUCUAAUUACCUCAAGCGUGACUGAUUUACGACUACUUGAUCUCAAAGGCAACGCUAAUUUGCAUUUCUUCAAUCCCGCUACAUUUCCAGAUGGACGAAUAAUACCUGAAUUCACAACCACUGACGAUGAUCUGAUAUACUUGCACGAAUUUGAACCAUUUAGAAAAACUUUUAUAGUUUUGGGAAUAGGUGGGUACCGAAAUGAUAGCGAGCAUUUGACCCAUUUGAAAAAGUUAUACCCAGGUGCAAUUGUUCAUAGUACAAUUCAAUUCGACGCACCUGAGUCAAUGAUAUCUAAAUCAACCGCAGAUUCUUAUUUUCACAAUGGUACAUCCACCCACUUUUCUGCAAUCGAGGGUAUCUUUUCAGAAAUACUUGAUUCUUUUUUGAUUGCAUUAGAUGAAUAUGCAUCAGCAUAUAGUAACAUUUCACUACGAUCACCAGUAUCUAUUACAGAUAGUCAUGUGCUUACCAAAACCAUAAAUCAAGCCCAGAAACGACUAAGUUCAGGAUCAACGUCGUUCAGAGCAUCAUUCAAUGGCAUGCCUACGGAUACGCCAAGUACACCCAAGACAUCAACAACUGACAAAUCUAAAACGCACACGAAAUAUACUGGGAGAUAUUUAAAAUUGAUGGGGAAUCUAUAUUUAUUAACAGGGAAGUAUACCGACGCAUUACACAGCUUCACUGAAAGCAUCACCACUUUGAGAAGAUUUGACGAUUUUCUCUGGUUGGGAAGCGCUUUGGAAGGGUUAGCACUAAGUAUAUUUUUGCUUUCCUUUGUACAAGCGAACUUUCAGUUGAACCCCAUGCUUGGAUCAUGGUUGCAAAUUUCUAAAUCUUCAGUCUCGAUAGACCACUCUGCAUCAAAACGUUCAUCAGUGGAAUCAAAUGGAUCUAGGGCAACUGUUGUAUCACCAAGGCCAUCGUUGACCGCAUCGACUGCAUUCCCCAUAGGACUAACAUCAUCGGUCGACUUGAAUACGUUGCCGGUUCCGGAAAUGUUGAAAGUGUUGCUAACCAAAGCUAUUUAUUUCUACGGGCAGAGCACUGAUGAUCCCGAAAAUAUGGUGCCGGAUGUAGUGUACAUUGAGUGCAUCUUGAGGAAAUUGACGCUAAUGAUUGGAUACCAUUUAAGUGCCCCAUUGGAGGAGAUUGUUUACGGAAAGAUUACCUCAGACAAAGUUGACAACACUUUUUUUCUGACUCAAGAUAUUCUUGCCGACGUUGACAAAAUUUUUCUUCUUCAAUUGAUUGACUUGAACCUCUUGGACCAGUGUCAUAUUUAUUCAUACGUUGCUCAUGUGUAUCACAAGCUAAAGUUUUUCAGAAAAGAGGCAUUUAUUUUGAGAUUCCAUUUGAUCGCGUUGGUCUCGCAAUCAAAGAAAUCGCAUGAUUCAAAGUCAAUUAAGGAGCUCUUGGCUGACUUGUUUGACUUAUACGAUAUUGGGAGUGAACCGGAUGUGUCUUUUUUGCAGCUGUUGCCUUCGAAGAAAACCGUGGAGUUGUCGUUACAGCUACAAGUUUUGAAAUUAGCUCUUAAUUCAGCAGAGCACAUCAACGAUAUGGAACUAGCACUCAACAUUUGCUGUCUUCUGCUUGCUCGUUACUCUCACUGUAUACCUGCUGAAGGACAGAUAAGAUUACGAAACAUGAUUGAGAAGAUAACUAAUCAAUCACUGUUAACUGUACCACACUUUGACCCAUUUAUGGUUCGCAAGGUCAAAUUUGUCUCAACUAGACAAAAAGAUCAUUUGAUUCCAUUUGUUGAAAGUGAGGCUGAAUCAUCCAAGCAAUCAUUUUUUGAUCCCUAUCAUUUAAAAAACGACACAGUGAAUUUGGAUCGGAUUUUGAUCAAAGAUGAGAUUCAUCAGCUUAAGAUUACGUUGCAUAAUCCUUUUGCCUUUGAAAUUGAAAUCAAUGAUUUAGAGGUGAUAAGCGAAGGCGCACAAGUUGAAACGUUGAAGCCUAUGACACAACAAGUAAUCCCUCUGGCACAGAGUUCACCUGCACUCAAUAAAUUAAGAUCCAAUACCAAACGCAAUGCCACCACAUCAAAUGUCGCUCAGAUAACAGGGCAAAACACAAACAUUGCAACUAUAUCUCCCAUGUCCAGCUCCACCAUUGUUGUCUCUUUUAAAGUAUUGAGUAUGGGUGAAAUGAAAAUCACCGGGUUUACGAUCUCGGUUGCUGGUUGUGAAAAGCAACAAUUCCCGAUUGUUGAUAAGCUUUGCUCCACCAAUGGUCUCAAACUUGUCAGUGAGCUAGAUGACGACCAUGUCGCUCACCCCAAUUCCUUCGUCUUUGAUACCCUUUACAAAUAUUUGAAAGGCGAGUUGAAAGAUCCCCGAGUAAUGUACCGCAGUUUGCCCUUAAGUGUGAUCCGACCCCAACCCGUAUUAAAAUUAGUUAAUCUUUCAAUUCCUAAUGGGUGCAUCAUGCUUUUGGAGGGAGAGCAAGUUGAGUUCGAGGUCAAGUUGAUAAACGACUCAUCUGAAGAGAUUAACUAUUUAUCGUUUUCAUUCUGGGAUUCAGCAAUCGAUUUCUUGGAUCGUAAAUUGAGCCAACCUCAUUUGAAUGCAUUUGAAAUCUAUGACUUAGAGUGGAGCUUAUUAAACUUCAAAUCGUUUCGAAUAUUGAACAAAAACAUCAUUGGUGAGACAAUCAAACCUGGGGAAGAAGUGUCAAUUCAAUACUUGUUAACAAGUAGGAAAUUGAUGAGACAACUGAAAAUUGUAUUGGAUUAUGCUAAUCGAUCAAACAAGCAAUCCUUCGUAAAACAUUUAGAUGUGCCCAUUGCUGUCUCAGUUGUUCCAAGUUUGGAGGUUGUCGGGUGCGAUAUCAUUUCUCCAUUCUCUUCUGCAACAUUGGAGAAUGAUGAUUUGCCUGUUGCUAUAGCGUGUGUUGCCAAUUAUUUAAAGAGAGUUGAAGAUGUUUCACAAUAUUGUUUGUUGGUUUUGGAUUUAAGAAACUCCUGGACUAGUGCAUUGCAUUGCAAUUUAAAAUUCCAUGAUUUUAAGUUACUGGACUUGAUCGAGUCAAACAAAACAGCAAGAUAUUUCAUACCGGUAAGGAAAGUUUCCAAAGUACCACAAGAUCCUAUACCUUCGUUACGAAAGAAGCAAUUUAUCAAAGACUAUGAUAUUACCGCUGAGGAAGAGUCUCAGAUGAUCAAAAUGUUUUGGUUGAAACAGAUCAUUUUGGAGAAGUUGACUGGAAGUUGGACAGUUGAUGAUAGACACGGGUUGUUGGAUUUGAGGAGUUUGAGGUUCUCACCAAAGAUGGCAAGUAUUCUCAUCAUUAAUGAAGUGGAGGUAGAAACCGCAAUUGCUCUCGAUGGAGAGGAUUUCAAACCUGGUCGAAUACAAAACCUUCAAGUUGACCAAUUUUAUACAAUGCGGACGACAAUAACCAAUCACACCGACCAUGAGAUUAGUGGGUUCGUACGGCAAUUACCUUUGCCAGCGACAACUUCUCCUGCCGCAAACUUGGCCAAACUGCUCUCAAUUGAAAAGAAGAUCUUGAUCAAUGGUGUUUUGCAGCAGAAAUUCCCCACGAUGGCACCACUGGACAGCAUACAUAUAGACACAAGCUUUGUCAUUCUAGAGAAGGGCGAGUACGAAUGGGGAACAGUGGUUGACCUAAUGACAGAGCAGUGCAUAAGCAAGAAUCCCUCACAUAUCACAGCAACCUAG